Molecule: messenger RNA, 2796 nt
Organism: Conger conger (European conger)
Lineage: Eukaryota; Metazoa; Chordata; Actinopteri; Anguilliformes; Congridae
Gene: arsh
Product: arylsulfatase H
Exons: 10
Coding region: 215-1999 (594 amino acids)
Molecular function (GO): arylsulfatase activity
Source: RefSeq, a predicted model, not a curated record
UUACUCCGCUCAGUAUUCUACAGCCCAAUUCAUGGCUAUAGAACUGAUUCCCAUGAUAAGCUGAAUGAAACUCUCGGGGCAACAGGCAUGUUAUAUAAAGGGCGACAGGCAUGAGAUAUAAAGACCUUUCUACUGAUCUGGCAACCCUCGCCACUUUGGAAUUUGUUCCGAAUUCAACGUUCGUAGUUCUGCGACAACGUAAGAGUGUGUGCCCAUGUCUCCUCUGCACCUUCGGAGCCUGGCUUGUGGUCUUGGGUCUUCUGUGCUUGCGGUGCUACUGGCGGUCAGUUUAGGAGAGGAGGCUGCGGAAACCGGAAAUGACGUCAGGCCCAACUUCAUCCUCAUGAUGGUCGAUGAUCUGGGCAUAGGGGACGUCGGCUGCUAUGGUAACGACACCAUAAGAACCCCCAACAUCGACCGGCUGGCCCAGGAGGGGGUGAAGCUGACCCAACACAUCGCUGCCGCCCCGCUCUGCACUCCCAGCAGAGCUGCUUUUAUGACUGGCCGCUACCCGCUGCGCUCAGGGCUUGGCGGCAGUGGGAGGGUGCAGGUCCUUUUGUUUUUGGGUGGGUCUGGAGGUCUCCCCCAAAGUGAAAUAACUUUUGCCAAGCUCCUUCAGAGGCAGGGCUAUAGCACAGGGAUUGUGGGAAAGUGGCACUUAGGUGUGAGCUGUGAGAACCGACAGGACCACUGUCACCACCCAAACCAGCAUGGCUUCGACUACUUCUACGGCCUGCCCUUCACCAACAUUAACGACUGUAAGCCGGGGGCGGGGAAGGAUAUCCUGGUGGACCUGCAGCGGGCGUUACGGGACCUGACUGUGCUGGCGGGCCUGGCCGUGGCGACUCUGGCCGCUGUGCGGUUCUGCGGCCUGCUGGAGAUCAGCCUGAAGGUGGUCGUUCUGCUGGUGGCCCUGGUCUUCCUGGGAGCGGCUGUCUGGUACGCGCCCUUCGCAGACAUGCGGAGGUGGAACUGCAUCAUCAUGAGGAACCAGGAGGUGGUGCAGCAGCCCAUGGACCUGGGCACUCUGACGCAAAGGCUCAUGGGAGAGGCCGAGCGCUUUGUGGAGAGAAACCAACACAAUCCCUUCCUCCUGUUCCUCUCCCUGGCUCAUGUCCACGUCCCUCUCUUCGUGUCCGAGGGCUUCGCCGGGAAGAGCCAACACGGGCUGUACGGUGACAACGUGGAAGAGGCGGACUGGAUGAUCGGCAGGAUGGUUCAUGUGGUGGACAGGCUGGGCCUGGCCCAGAACACCCUCCUGUACUUCACGUCCGAUCACGGGGGCCACAUCGAGGACGGAGACGCGCGGGGCCAGAGGGGAGGCUGGAACGGGAUCUACAGAGGGGGAAAGGGCAUGGGGGGUUGGGAGGGGGGGAUCCGGGUGCCUGGCGUGUUCCGCUGGCCCGGCCGGCUGCCAGCGGGGAGAGUGAUUGACCAGCCCACAAGCCUCAUGGAUCUGUACCCCACCCUGGUCACCCUGGCCGGGGGACAGCUGCCCCAUGAUAGGGUGUUGGAUGGCCAUGACCUGAUGCCUCUAAUGGAAGGCAGAGUGCAGCGGUCGGAGCAUGAGUUCAUGUUCCACUACUGUGGAGCCCACCUGAACGCCGUGCGCUGGCACCCUCCAGACAGUGACGCCAUUUUCAAGGCCCACUUCUUCACCCCCAACUUCUCUCCGGAGGGGGCAGGGGGUUGCUACAACAUCACCCUCUGCUCGUGCCAACCGGCACUGGUCCGGCACCACCGACCGGCCCUGCUGUUCGACCUGGCCCGGGACCCGUCCGAGAGCGCCCCUCUGUCCCCCAGCACGGAGCCGCGCUACGCCGAGGCUCUGCGGAGGGUGGGGGAGGCGGCCGAGGCACACGCCAGGACCCUGGGGCCCGUCCCGGAGCAGCUGACCUGGGAGAGGGUCCUCUGGAGGCCUUGGCUGCAGCCCUGCUGUGGGACCUUCCCCUUCUGCUCGUGCUCAGAGGCCAACGUCACCACGGCCCGGCUGGGCUGAGACUAAAACGUCCUCCGGAACGUGUUCGUAUCUGUUCAAUUUUUUAUUUUAUUUUAAAGAGGUGCAUAACUGAAUUUCCCAGAUGGGACAGAAAUUUUUUUAUUUUUUUAUUUUUUUUAGCUGUGGCAUGUAACUGUUGAUCGGAGUUUGAUAUUUUCUAAUAAUUUACGAUAAAGCAAUCUUUGUUUUAAUGCCCAAACACUCAUAACUGAAUAACAAGGACUUGGAAGUGUCCUGGAUGUCAUUUCUGCACUGCGUGAUGUCCCUUUGCAGGAGCGGUUCUGCAUAGUGAGCACGGAUGUGGCCUGCUCCUCUUUAUCCAACUUUAUCCAACUUUAUCCAACAUUUCCUGACACAUUUCCUUCCAUGACAUACUAUAAAUUCACUGAAUCUUAUGGCACAACUAGUUUUGAUUUUUGGCUUUGAGACCAAAAUAAAUGUGUAAGUUACUUUUGCAGACUUUGCUCCCUGGCUAUGGGUAUGCACUUUGCACUUUGUUGCAAGUUGCUCUGGAUAAGAGCAUCUGCCAUUAAUGUAAUGUAAUGCUAAAUUUUAGCUCAUUGUCCAGGUGAUUAAGUAGCCUGCUCUAUUAAUCCAUAGGAAUGCUGUUUGUCCGAAUUCUGAAAGGAACAAAUUCCUUUUGGUUUUAAGCUUGAUUGUAACAUAAUAUGCUUUACCACAAUCACUUGAUUUCAAUGUAAUAUUAAGUUUUAAGUUUUAUUGAAUGCUUGGUUGCUUGUAAGGUGUACCAAUUACUGUAAGCUGGAAAAAUAAUAAAUCUGCGAAACAUUUCUCCA